Molecule: messenger RNA, 7347 nt
Organism: Carassius gibelio (silver crucian carp)
Lineage: Eukaryota; Metazoa; Chordata; Actinopteri; Cypriniformes; Cyprinidae
Gene: otofa
Product: otoferlin a
Exons: 47
Coding region: 288-6422 (2044 amino acids)
Biological process (GO): plasma membrane organization; synaptic vesicle priming
Cellular component (GO): presynaptic active zone membrane; synaptic vesicle membrane
Molecular function (GO): AP-2 adaptor complex binding; calcium ion binding
Source: RefSeq, a predicted model, not a curated record
GAAAAGAUAGGGUCGGAGCGGAUCUGACGAGUGUACAUGUGCGCAUAGUAAAGCGAGAGAAAAUGAAAGCUCUUUAAUUAUUAAUUACUCUUUUCAUGUUAUUGCGCACAGAGGAUGCAGCUUGAACCAUAAGAGGAUUUUUCCGGUUUUUAUGUAGCGAAUAAAAGCAGUUGGGAAAUGAUUUUAUAAGAAGUUAUGCAGCGGUGUUCAAGAUAGAUCCGCGAUUCUUGUGAUAAAACAGUUUUACUCUGUUUCAGGCUAUUGAUUUUUCUUCAUUUUAAGUGGAAAUGGCUUUAGUAGUGUACCUGAAGACUGUCACGGAGCUUCGUGGAAAGGGGGACCGCAUCGCUAAAGUGACUUUCAGAGGUCUCUCCUUUUUCUCCCGGGUGCUUGAAAACUGCGAGGAUGAAGCUCGGUUUGAGCAGGCAUUCCGCUGGCCAAUUGGGAGUCAAGUGGACGGCGACGAGAUGCUGGAGAUUCAAGUGUUUAAUUACAGCAAAGUCUUCACUAACAGGUUAAUUGGCACUUUCCGCAUGGUUCUGCAGAAGGUGGUGGAGGAGGGUCACUUGGAGGUGUCUGACACUCUUAUUGACGACAAUAACUCAGCCAUACGGACAAGUAUUUCCAUAGAGAUCAAAUAUCAGACCAUGGACGGGAGUGUGAAGGUAUGGAGCGAUGGUGAAUUCCUUGAUAUUCCAGAUGACUGUGAUGGAACUUUCCAGUUUGAGACAGACAGUCUACUCUCUGGACGCAGCCAGAGCUCUGGGACAUCACCUGGACGUUCUAUCCACGGCAUUCCCACAUUCCGCAAGACAGGAAAAGGAGUGUUUUCAGCCAUGAAACUGGGAAAGACGCGCAUCUCUAAAGAUGACCACAAAAAAGGAGAUGACGCUGCCAUUUUGGAUGCAGAAGAUCUUGAUCGAAAGACCAUGCGUCUGGGCGGUGGGCUCGACCCUGAUACCAUCUCACUGGCCUCUGUUACUGCAGUAACCACGAACGUCUCCAACAAAAGAUCAAAGCCUGACAUUAAGAUGGAGCCCAGUUCAGGGCGUCUUGUGGAUUAUCAGAUCAGCGUAACAGUAAUCGAGGCCCGUCAGUUGGUUGGUUUGAACAUGGAUCCUGUGGUUUGUGUGGAAAUUGGCGAGGAGAAGAAGUAUACAUCGAUGAAGGAGUCCACAAACUGCCCCUACUACAAUGAGUACUUUGUCUUUGACUUCCAUGUGCCUCCAGAUGUCAUGUUUGACAAGAUCCUGAAGAUUUCGGUUAUACAUUCUAAAAACCUUCUACGAAGCGGUACUCUGGUGGGGACCUUCAAACUAGAUGUGGGAACUGUUUACUCACAAGCUGAGCAUCAGUUCCACCACAAAUGGGCAAUGCUGUCGGACCCUGAUGACAUCACAGCCGGCUGCAAAGGUUACGUUAAGUGUGAUAUUGCAGUCGUAGGAAAAGGAGACAACAUCAAGACACCGCACAAGGCCAAUGAAACAGAUGAGGAUGACAUAGAGGGGAAUCUUCUUUUGCCGGAGGGUGUUCCAUCAGAGAGACAAUGGGCUCGGUUUUAUGUUAAGAUUUACAGAGCUGAGGGACUACCAAAAAUGAACACCAGCAUCAUGGCCAAUGUGAAAAAAGCAUUUAUCGGGGAGAACAGGGAUCUUGUGGACCCUUAUGUCCUGGUGCAAUUUGCAGGGCAGAAGGGUAAAACGUCAGUUCAGAAGAGCAGCUACGAGCCCAUCUGGAAUGAGCAAGUAAUCUUCACCGAGAUGUUCCCACCUUUGUGUAGGCGACUGAAAGUUCAGAUCCGUGAUUCAGACAAGGUGAAUGAUGUUGCCAUAGGAACCCAUUUCAUCGAUCUACGAAAGAUCGCAAACGAUGGAGACAAAGGGUUCCUACCUACUAUGGGCCCAGCCUGGGUGAAUAUGUAUGGUUCUACCCGUAACUACACCCUGAUGGAUGAGCACCAGGACCUAAAUGAGGGGCUGGGGGAAGGUGUGUCUUUUAGGGCACGCCUCCUCAUUAGUAUCGCAGUGGAGAUCCUGGACCCCUCCUCUGCAGAAAUAAUGAGCUCUACUGAGGUACAAAUAGAGCCGGUGUCCAACAUGUCAGAGAGUGCCACGGGGAAGAUGGAGGAAUUUUUCCUUUUUGGAUCGUUCUUGGAGGCCACAAUGAUAGACAGAAAAAUUGGUGAUAAAGCCAUCAGCUUUGAAGUCACUAUCGGUAACUAUGGUAACCAGAUUGAUGGAGUGAGCAAGCCUGCAUCAGCAAAGAAGAAGAAAGAGGGUGGAGGGGAGAGUGAAGAAGAGGAGACUGAGCUCAUCCAUAACUCCAGCGAUGAAGAGGGAGAGGAUGAUGGAGAUUUGACAUCUGUGCCGUCCACCCCUCCUAUGAAACCAGUUAUAACUGACAGGAAUUACUUCCACUUGCCUUACUUUGAAAAGAAACCCUGCAUUUACAUCAAGAGCUGGUGGCAAGAUCAGAGGAGACGACUCUACAACUCCAAUAUAAUGGACAAGAUUGCAGAUAAACUGGAGGAAGGUCUGAAUGAUGUUCAAGAAAUCAUAAAAACAGAGAAAGCAUAUCCAGAACGCAGACUUCGAGGAGUUUUAGAGGAGCUUAGCACAAGUUGCAGUCGAUUUGUUACACUGGCAAACAAAGAUCAGAAUCUAUCCGGAAGAACCAAGCUGGACAAAGAGAGGCUCAAGUCCUGCAUGAGAGAGUUGGAGAGUAUGGCUCAGCAGGCGAAGACUAUCCGCUCACAGGUGAAGAGAAACACAGUUCGAGACAAACUCAAGCUAGUGUUGAAUUUCCUUCACAGGCUUCGUUUCCUGGCAGAUGAGCCCCAGCACAGCAUCCCUGAUGUGUUCAUAUGGAUGAUUAGCAACAACAAACGCAUAGCGUACGCCCGCAUUCCCUCCAAAGACAUCCUCUACUCAAUUGUUGACGAAGAGAUGGGAAAGGACUGUGGGAAAGUUAAAGCUGUUUUUCUCAGGCUGCCUGGAAAGAAAGGCUUUGGGCCUGCUGGCUGGACAGUUCAGGCUAAACUGGAGAUGUAUUUGUGGCUGGGCUUGAACAAACAGAGGAGGGACUUCUUGAGCGGCCUCCCUAGCGGCUAUGAAGAAAACAAGGCUACUAAGGGAACCGGCAUUCAAGCUGUUCCUCCCAUCAGCCUGGUUUAUAACAUGAAGCAGGUGUUUCAGCUGAGGGCCCACAUGUAUCAGGCUCGCAGUCUGUUUGCUGCUGACAGUAGCGGCCUGUCUGACCCUUUUGCAAGGGUUUUCUUCUCCACCCACAGCCAGGUGACAGAGGUCCUCAGUGAGACUCUUUGUCCUACAUGGGAUCAGUUGCUUGUGUUUGAUAAUGUUGAACUCUACGGUGAGGCUGGGGAACUCCGUGAUGAUCCACCAAUCAUUGUCAUUGAACUGUAUGACCAAGACACUGUGGGGAAAGCUGAGUUCAUUGGGCGAACAUUUGCAAAGCCACUAACUAAGAUGGUUGAUGAACACUACGGGCCGCCACGGUUUCCCCCUCAGCUGGAGUACUACCAAAUCUACAGAGGAAACUGCGCUGCAGGAGAUCUGUUGGCUGCUUUUGAGCUCCUGCAGAUUCCUUAUGAUGAUGAGGAGAUCAGGAGGGCCCUUAUUGCUGUCCAUGACUUUGCUGUACCUCAGAUCAAGAUUGGUCCAGCAGGGCGGGCAGCUCUUCCUCCAAUUGAUGGGCCGACUGAUUCUGACCGUGGACCCAUUCUUCCUGUUCCAUUGGGCAUACGACCAGUUCUCAGCAGAUAUCGUAUAGAGGUCCUGUUCUGGGGUCUGAGGGACCUUAAAAGAAUCAAUCUGGCUCAGGUGGACAGGCCUCGCGUGGACAUCGAGUGUGCAGGGAAAGGAGUUCAGUCAGCCCUCAUUCAGAACUACAAGAAGAAUCCUAACUUCAGCACGUUAGUAAAGUGGUUUGAAGUGGAUCUGCCAGAAAAUGAGCUUCUUCAUCCACCACUCAAUAUUCGGGUGGUGGACUGCAGGGCAUUCGGACGCUACACCUUGGUGGGGUCUCAUGCCGUGACCAGCCUUCGCAAGUUCAUCUACAGCCCCCCAGACAAGACUGCUAACAACUGGGCUCACACCGCUAGACUGGCCAAUGGCUACAUGGCUCUCACGAAUGGGACAUCUCAUUCCCGCCCCCACUCCCGUCCCAUUUCUCAUCCCUCAGGUGAAAUUGUGGUCAACAUGGACCCUGAACCCCACAUUAAGAAGAUGGACACAGUUGUCAAGAUGGAUGCUACCACCGAUGCUGUUGUUAAAGUAGACUUGAAUGAGGAUGAGAAGGAGAAAGAGAAAAAGAAAAAGAAGAAAAAGAAAGGAGAAGAAGUGGACGAGGAGGAGCCGGAUGAGAGCAUGUUGGACUGGUGGUCCAAAUACUUUGCCUCAAUAGAGACUAUGAUGGAGAAUCUCAGAGCCCAGGAGGCUGCUCUGGCAGAGGCAGAGGAAAGAGAAGAUUUGGAGAUAGCAGCAGAGAGUGCAGAGAUCAAAGCUGAUGACUUUCCUAUGAAAGGCACCAAACCCAAGGAGAAGAGCAAAGACAAGAAGAGCUCCAAGGACAAAAAGAAGAACCACGAUGGCACAGAUAAACGACCUCCAAAACCAAAAGUUGAUGAACUCAUGGUGUACAAUAAAGAGCUGGAGAGUGAGUUUGGUAGCUUUGAGGACUGGCUCCACACCUUCAACCUGUUUAGAGGAAAGGCUGGAGAUGACAUUGACCACAAUGUGGUUGAUGAUGACAGGAUUGUGGGCAGAUUCAAGGGCUCCCUCUGUAUGUAUAAACUCCCACUGUCUGAGGAGAUCAUCAGGGACGCAGGAUUUGACCCAAACAUGGGCAUGUUCCAAAGUAUUCCUCACAAUGACCCUAUCAAUGUUCUCAUAAGGAUUUAUAUCAUUAGAGCAACAGAUCUGCAUCCCGCGGAUAUAAAUGGUAAAGCAGAUCCUUAUAUAGUCAUUCGAUUGGGAAAGUCAGAGAUUCGGGACAAGGAGAACUACAUAUCCAAGCAGCUAAAUCCUGUCUUUGGAAAAUCGUUCGACAUAGAGGCUACGUUCCCAAUGGAGUCCAUGCUGACGGUUGCAGUAUAUGACUGGGAUUUGGUUGGAACUGACGACCUGAUUGGUGAGACUAAGAUCGAUUUGGAGAACCGAUACUACAGCAAACACAGAGCCACAUGUGGCAUUGCAUCCAACUACUCUGUCCAUGGUUACAAUGUAUGGCGUGACCCUCAGAAGCCAACCCAGAUCCUUGCUAAGUUGUGCAAAGAAGCUAAACUGGAUGGACCCAAUUAUGGACCUGGUGGGAAGGUCAAAGUUGCAAACCGCAUCUUUCUUGGGCCAACAGAAAUUGAAGAUGAGAGCGGUCUGAAGAAGCAGACUGAAGAACACUUGGCUCUUACGGUUCUUAGGCAUUGGGAGGAGAUCCCACGUGUUGGUUGCAAACUCAUCCCUGAGCAUGUGGAGACCAGACCGCUCCUCAACCCAGACAAGCCAGGCAUAGAGCAGGGAAGGAUUGAAAUGUGGGUGGACAUGUUUCCUAUGGAUGUACCAGCACCAGGACCAGCCAUUGACAUAUCACCACGCAAACCAAAGAGCUUUGAGCUUCGUGUUAUUAUUUGGAACACUGAUGACGUAGUUCUAGAGGACGAUGCUUUCAUGACAGGAGAGAAGAUGUCUGACAUCUAUGUCAGGGGUUGGCUAAAAGGACAGCAGGAGGACAAACAGGACACAGACGUGCAUUAUCACUCUCUAACUGGGGAAGGAAACUUCAACUGGCGCUUUGUUUUCCCUUUUGACUAUCUCAUGGCUGAGGAGAAGAUAGUCAUCUCUAAGAAGGAAUCCAUGUUUUCCUGGGAUGAGACCGAGUACAAGAUUCCUGCUCGACUCACCCUUCAAGUAUGGGAUGCUGACCAUUUCUCCGCAGAUGACUUCCUGGGUGCGAUUGAGCUGGACUUGAAUAAGUUUCCCCGUGGGGCAAAAACAGCUAAGCAGUGCUCUCUCAACAUGGUUCUCAAAGAGCAUGAGCUGCCAACCAUCUCCAUCUUCAAACAGAAAAGAGUGAAGGGCUGGUGGCCAUUUGUGGCCCGGGAUGAGAAUGAUGAAUUUGAGCUCACAGGGAAAGUGGAGGCAGAGCUCCAUCUGUUGACAGCGGAGGAGGCAGAGAAAAAUCCAGUCGGCCUUGGGCGGAAUGAACCUGAACCACUUGAGAAACCAAACCGUCCUGACACCACCUUCCUGUGGUUUUUGAGUCCGCUGAAGGCCAUCCGCUACCUGAUAUGCAACCGCUACAAAUGGCUCAUCAUCAAGAUCGUCUUGGCUCUGCUGCUGCUGAUCAUGGUGGGCCUGUUUCUCUACAGCAUGCCAGGCUAUCUGGUCAAGAAGCUGCUCGGGGCCUAAAGAGGGGUCAAAAAGGUUCAUUUGAGACAUUCUGAUUUGACCUUGCCCUUGUCUAAUAUUUGGUUACAAUUUGCAGCACUUCUUUUAUUUUUAAACAACAAUUUAUGAGUUUACCGUCCCUCAUAGUUGCACUCUAAGCAUAACGUAUCAAAUAUCUUGACUUUUUCAGUAUCAGUUUGCAUGUCUAACCCCCAAAAAGAUCAAUUAACUUAUCUAUUUGAGCGUUUCAAGAAUAACUGGUAAUAGGGAGAAAAGGAAAGCAGGGAAGUGUCUAUUUUUGGUACGAAAUUGAGUAAACUGAAUUGAAUUCUGGUAUUCGUUCAAAUGUUGAUAUAAAUGCAUUUUGCUUCACAUUGUUGGAUUGGAUUUUGUUGUUAUUGUCUACAUGUGUAUAUUUCGCUGCUAGAAGCACAAUAAGCAUGCAAGGUUGUCUAAAGUAAGAUGACUUAUUCAUCAGUAGCUACAAUCUGAAAAAUAUUAUGAUAGGGUUGCAGGCCUCAUAUAUACAGUACGUAAUUUGAUUACACUUUGCCUUGAUGUUUGCACUUUCAGUCCAUGACACAAAUCUUCUGCACUCCAGUAACAUAAUGUAGUUUAUCCUUUAGAGAAACACACACACUAGUAGGUUAUAAAUGAUGGUUCAUUUGCCAUUUCAAGCUUUAACAACACAAUAGAAUGCUAUUUCUUAUAUUUCCUCUUGAUGUUUUUGCUUGCGGUGUACAUUUACAUGUUAUGUACUUGUUUGCUUGCUAUUUAAUGUUGCUAUAUUUAAAGAAUGGCAAAUUUGACCAUGGACCUGUUUGCACUGAUUUUGGCUUGUUUAUAUAAAAAGAGUGUAUUUUAAUUAUUGUUUACAAGUGUGCAAUAUGGAUUGAUUUAUUUAUUUUUGUCAGUAUGAGGACUUAAUAAAAUGAACUCAUUGAAA